This is a messenger RNA of Electrophorus electricus (electric eel), 2962 nucleotides long. RefSeq names its product interferon regulatory factor 2 binding protein-like (gene irf2bpl). Gene Ontology annotation, cellular component: nucleus. Gene Ontology annotation, biological process: regulation of transcription by RNA polymerase II. NCBI's taxonomy places the organism in Eukaryota, Metazoa, Chordata, Actinopteri, Gymnotiformes, Gymnotidae. Gene Ontology annotation, molecular function: transcription corepressor activity. The record is from RefSeq and is a predicted model, not a curated record.
ACUGGCCCAGCCAGGUGGCAUUCCAAGUGGAGCGCGCAGACGUGGGGGCACAAUCAAAAUUCCAACUCGGAAAGCGAGGCAGAAUGUGAAGCGCGCGUGGAGUAACAUUCAAACUCGCUUACUACCGUCGUCUGCACAUCGAAUUAGACGAGAUACAAAAGAUUGAUUCCUUUCGUGAAAAAAAAAAAAAAAAAAAAAAAAACAACAACCAAGAGAGACUCUACAAACAAGUAACCGUGUCUUGGAUUCGAGAGGGGCAUUCAACAUGUCUUCUGCACAAGUCUCCUCUUCGAGGAGGCAAUCGUGUUAUCUUUGUGAUUUGCCUCGGAUGCCGUGGGCUAUGAUCUGGGAUUUUACAGAGCCAGUCUGUAGAGGUUGCGUUAAUUAUGAAGGCGCGGAUCGGAUCGAGUUUGUUAUCGAGACCGCGCGGCACCUCAAACGGGCUCAUGGUUUCCAAGAAGGGAGAUCCCCGGGACCCGCACCACCGCCCACGGUGAAAACACAGGCAUCGAUGUCGGCCAAGGAGACGGUGCAGCUGAACCAUGUGGACGGCUCGUCUAAACAGCAGCAGCAGGGGCUAGACCGGUAUUCUCUAAAUACGGAGAGGUCCCGCUUUGAUUAUUCCGGUAUUGGCGCGCACGCUGGACGUCUACCGAACGGACUCGGUGGACCGAAUGGUUUUCCAAAAUCAGACGACGGGCCCCCUGAGCUCAAUCGACAAAGCCCUAAUUCUCGUCGAAACCACGGACUGGUUACAGUUCCCGGUCAGAUGAAUGUGCCUCCGAACCUUCUCCCGCAGACCAUGCUGAACGGCCCUCCUUCCGCUGCGGGCACGGCACAGCACAGCAUGGCUGGCCGACCCCCACCGCCGUCCAGCAUGGGGACGGCUUUGUCCAUGGCGUCGCAGGCAAUGUCGGAGCAAGGUAAAAGACCCGGUUCUGUAUCCAGCACAGAUCAAGAGAGAGAUUUGAAAGAGAAACAGCGUAACGCAGAGGCUUUAGCUGAACUUAGUGAAAGUUUAAGAAACAGAUCUGAAGACUGGGCAAACAAGCCCAAGAUAGUGAGGGAGACUUUGAUUACUCUUUCAAACUGCACCCCCUUUGAUGUGAGGUUCAAGAAAGACCAUUCUCUAUCAGGCAGAGUAUUUGCUUUCGAUGCAGUCUCUAAACCUGGCAUGGACUACGAGUUGAAAAUAUUCAUUGAGUACCCAAGUGGAUCUGGUAGUGUUUUUUCUAGUGCAUCUGGUGUCGCCAAACAGAUGUACCAAGACUGCAUGAAAGAUUAUGGCAGGGGGCUUUCUUCGGGUUUUAAAUAUCUGGAAUAUGAGAAAAAGCACGGUUCUGGCGACUGGCGACUCCUGGGCGAUUUGCUACCAGAAUCUGUGCGGUUCUUUAAAGAAGGACUAGGUACGGAGAUGUUGCCUCAGCCCUACAUCGACGCUAGCUGCCCUCUGUUGCCCUCGGCGCUGGUGAACAUCCCUCGUUCCUUGCCGUCAGCGAGCGCGCUGAGGACAGGUAUGCGUAAGCGCAAAGCUUCCCCCGAACCGGACUCAGCCGAGGGGGCUCUCAAGUUAACCGACGAACAGCAGCGACAACAGUGGAUGGCCAGUCAGAGCGAAGCACUCAAACUGACCAUGGCGUCUGGGUCCUUUGUCGCCUCUCACGGUGGACCGCCACCUCUCGGACCUGUCCAUUCGAGCCGCGCCACCCCGCCCGAAUCGGCUCCUCAGAACGGACAGUCCCCCAUGGCUGCGCUCAUGUCGGUCGCAGACACGUUGGGCACCGCGCACUCACCAAAGGACAACAACUCUGUUCACUCAACUACGUCUACCAGACACAACAGUAGCAGCCCGGUCUCCCCCGCCUCUGUCUCGGGACAGCGUCGUUUGGCUUCCCGGAACGGGGAGAUAAAUUUGGCUGGAACACCCUCUCAGUCCAGUUCCCAUCAAGGCAUGGAACAAGUUCACCCUCAGAACAUUCCAGAUUCUCCCAUGGCAAACAACGGACCAUUGUGUUGUACCAUUUGUCACGAACGUUUAGAAGACACACACUUCGUUCAGUGUCCAUCGGUCCCCAACCAUAAAUUUUGCUUCCCUUGUUCUCGUGAGAGCAUCAAAGCACAGGGAGCAACUGGCGAGGUAUAUUGUCCUAGCGGAGAGAAAUGUCCCCUGGUAGGUUCAAAUGUGCCUUGGGCUUUCAUGCAAGGUGAGAUAGCAACCAUUUUAGCCGGGGACGUCAAAGUGAAAAAGGAGAGAGACCCUUAAAUAUAUGCUUCCUGAAUCAGAAACGUGAAACGAGUCGAGUAUAUUAUACAUGUUGUGAAUAUUCAACUGACGAGUAGUCCUAUGUACAGAGACAUCUUCAUAUACUUCAGUGUUUCGAAACAAUGGUACAGUGGGCAAUGUGAUGUCAUACCUAAUUUGAAGGAGGAGGCUAUUUGGAUAUGUCGGUUGGGUAUUACAUAGCGUUGUGUUUUGGUGGCGGUGUUUUGGGUACGGUGUGGAAGCACUUUGCGAUUACCUUUUUAUUCGAGUUCAUGCACUUCUUUUAAGGUGAUUUUUUUUUCUCCCCCCCCCCCCCCAUCUAUACAUACAAUCCCUGCAAAAAAUCUGAACAGUUAUCGGAUACAUUUUGUCAUAGUUACAGACGUAAACAGGCGCGAGUCAUCACUUGGUUUAUAAACCGAUAGUGGGCAUUUUUUGUGUUUUGGUCUCUUCAUAUUUUGACGUUCUUUACAAAAAUGAUGUCUCACUUUUUUUUUUCUCGUGCUCUGGAAGUAUAUACAUAUAGUUUACUACGUGUUUUUCAUUCUUUUGCUUUAAAGAUGCACGGAUGCUUAAAAGUAGAGCAAAAAUACUGUACAUGAACUUAAAUGCUCUGUUUGUUUAUACAUUUCUGUAGUAACAGAAGACUUGUAACGUGCCUUGGAGCUGCGUAAAUUGUAAUAAAUUCAUUGAUAUUAA